Crotalus tigris (Tiger rattlesnake) is the source of this 3891-nucleotide messenger RNA. It is a transcript of the gene CTHRC1, whose product is annotated as collagen triple helix repeat containing 1. The transcript is spliced from 4 exons. Bases 925 to 1647 code for a protein of 240 amino acids. Lineage: Eukaryota; Metazoa; Chordata; Lepidosauria; Squamata; Viperidae. The record is from RefSeq and is a predicted model, not a curated record.
GUAUCAAUCACACCCAGUCAGCCAAGCCUAUUCUACCAGACGGUUGGUCAUGAAAACUAAGCAGUCGCUCUCUGCAUUCUCAAAGAAAAGAUAGAAUUUAAAUGCAAUAAGUAGCAGUUUGACUUCAACAAUUAUCUCUUUAUACUUCGUUUAAAAACUUCCCACUGGAGAAAAAGCUUUGUUUCCAUUGCUUAUUUCCUAAUUUAAAAUAGAAAACCGCCCCAAGCGGCGGUUCACUUUUCCCGUUAUUUCCACGGGAAACUGAAAUGCUUUGCUGCUUCCCACAUAAUCCGCGUCGUCUCUUUUUCUCCGGCUGCAACGCGCUGUUUUGGAGAUCGCGCGCCGGACGCGAGAACCUGGCGAGGAGCCUUCUUUGUGCAACCGCCAGCGAGCUCGGCCCGCACUCGCGCUCUCCAGCAAACCCGGCAGGCGACGCGUCAGGAACUGAGGACCGUCGAGGUGGAAAAGACUGGGCCAUGCCCAAAACCUGGCCUUCCUACCAAGCGAUCCACACGAGAGGGAGAGGCCAACCUGUGGCUCGAUGGCGAGCAGAGGAGCCCCGCCGCGCCCCCACGUGGCCGAGAAGGCGGGAGCGCCGCAGGGACCGAGCGGGGAACCGCACCGCCGCUCGCCCCAGAAACGGCCUCCCUCCUCUCUCGCCCAGAGUAAAGUGGCGGGGGAGAGCUACUUUCGCUGCUUUCUUCGCCCCCGGCUGGCUCUGCCCGGCCACAGCUAAUCGGGUGAAGGCGCGCCGCUUGCAGAGGGGAGCCAGCGGCGCAUUCCUGACCGCCCCCAGGGAGAACUGGCGCUCUCCGGCGGUGAAAGCCUCGUCUGUGUGGCUGCGGCUUUACGGGACACUGCCCAAUUCAUCUGUGCUCACCGGCGCAGCGGCCAGUCGUUCCCAGUCGCCAGCACUCGCCGACCAUGAAACACUGCCCUACCGCGCUUUCUACUGCUCUGUUGAUUUCGCUGCUUUUGCUGGCGGCAGCUUCGUCGCCCGGGACCUCGACGGAGACGCCGAAAGGGAAACAAAAGGCGUUUCGUCAGCGGGAGGUGGUGGAUGUGUAUAAUGGGAUGUGUAUGCAAGGACCUAUUGGUCUUCCUGGAAGGGAUGGAAACCCUGGAAUCAACGGAAUCCCUGGAACUCCAGGUAUCCCUGGCAGAGAUGGGCUUAAAGGAGAAAAAGGAGAAUGUAUGCAAGAAAGUUUUGAGGAAUCUUGGACACCUAACUAUAAGCAAUGUUCGUGGAGUGCCUUGAACUAUGGCAUAGACCUUGGAAAAAUUGCAGAAUGUACAUUCACCAAGAUGCGCACCAACAGUGCUUUAAGAGUUAUUUUCAGUGGAUCACUUCGACUUAAAUGUAGAAAUGCCUGUUGUCAACGCUGGUAUUUUACUUUUAAUGGGGCUGAGUGCUCUGGACCACUUCCUAUUGAAGCUAUAAUUUAUUUAGAUCAAGGAAGCCCAGAAUUAAAUUCUACUAUUAAUAUACAUCGCACAUCUUCAGUGGAAGGAUUAUGUGAAGGAAUCAAUGCUGGAUUGGUGGAUGUUGCCGUUUGGGUUGGGACUUGCUCAGAUUACCCAAGAGGAGAUGCAUCAACGGGAUGGAACUCGGUGUCUCGCAUAAUUAUAGAGGAACUGCCAAAAUAGAGCUUUCAGUCUCUUCUUGCUAUCCCCAAAACAACAUUCAGGACUUUAUGCAAUCUCUUAUUGGUUUGUUUUUGUACGUUGAAAAAAAAAAACAUUGGAUUAUAGUGCACAAACCUAUUUAUAGAAGUAAGGUAAAAAUCUCUCUUGAGCCAUAUUUAAUUUCAAAUGAUUUAACAAGACGUGUCUGUGUAGUUUUUGCCAGUUACACAGAAGUAAUUUCCUUCCAGGAUGUUUUUGGAUUUCUUGGGAAUUCAUGGUCUGUGUUAACCAAGCCUGGACCUGCUUAAUUCCUGAAUCCACAGGAGUCAGCCUGGUGCUGGCCUCUGCAGAGGUCUUACAGAAAUACCAGUAGACAAUUAAUGUUCCAUUUUUUAUUCUAUGUAUCCUUAGCAUUUUUCUACAGAAUUUUGGAAUAUAGAUCCUAAAGGAACAAUCUAUAUUAAUGAUUAAUUUUCUAUCAAUUCUAUAUAUCCUUGCAUUUGUUCAAAAAGAAAAUCAACAUAACCAAUGUUAACUUUAUAUUAAAAAUAAUAAUAAAAAGCAACUUUUUAUUCAAGUGUUUCUUCUCCAUUUCCUCAAAGUAUGGUUUGUUUUAUAAGCUUCUAGUUCCUAUUGAAAAGAAUUUUUUUUUCUUGUGAUGUAUAAAACAAAAAAUUACCUGAAAAAAAUAAUUUGGCAUAAAUUAUUGCAAUUGUAAUACAGUAAUUUAGCAAACCUGUAUUUUUAUUAUCUAGUGUAUAGCUGUCACCUUGACAUAUGCAUAGAAGCUAUGCCAGGCAUGAUGGACGAUAUAUGCAAUUUUUUUGAUUUAAAUAAAAAUGUAAGAGCAAGUCAAUGUAUGAAUGUGAGUCAUUGUAUAAAAGCUUAAAGAUAAAAGUUAGUGAAAUGUAUAAAUGAACAUGAUUUUUAAAUCUAUGUACACCAUAUUCACGUACAAUUCAACCUACUACAAAUAUGAACAAAAGGUUAAUAUAUAAAGUAAUUUUUCUUGCAAAGUUUUGAUUUCCUUAGCUGUUUGCUGGCAGAGCUUAGAGACAUUAGUACCCUUUGUUCCUAUUUGUAUGACUUGGUAUCAGUAAGACAUACAAGAAACCUCCAAAAUUAGAUGAUGUGGAAAUCCACAUGUAAGAUUUUUAUGUUUAUAAUUCUUUUGCAAUUUUGUUGAGUUUUAUUGUUUUAAAAAACUUUUAGCUUAAACAAAUUUUAAAAGUUAAGUGAGCAUAUCCUUUAACUUAGAAAAGGUAUAGUAUUUAUGUAGUAUAUAACUUACGUUUGUUUAUCAUUUUAUUAGAUCGCAAACAAAAACCUUAACCAUUUAUGUCUUAGUAGUUUAAAUGUGAAAUUCAGAUUUUGUUCUUUUUGAAAAUCUUACUAUAACCUGCUCAGGUUUUCCACAAUGUCAAGAGAAUACUGAUCAUACCAAAGAGGAGGGAAAAUAGUGUAAUUGCCAAUUUUGUACUUAUCUUCCAUAUGCAUUUAAAAAGUUUGUAAUGGUUUUAAAUAUUUACACUAUUUACAAUAAGUGAGACUUUCUAAUCCAAGCCAUACUACUAAAUACUAUGACAACAAUCCAGUGCUGACUAAAACAUGCCUAAUCUCCCUAGCUUGCUAUUUGAGUAGUGAAAAUGUUUGUUCUAGUUAUUUUGUUAAAGCAAGUAGAAAAGAUUUUAUAUGUGAACACUUUAGUUUUUUUAAAUAUUAAAAAAUCUGUUUCCAUACUUUUAUUAUUGAUUAUGGUGCUACUUUAAGUAACAUAGACCCACAGAUAGAUUGCAAAUAUUUUGUCAAAUAUAUGAGAAAUUCUAUAAUCCUAGGCAAACUUAAAACUCUAUGUGAGUAAGCACAAAUACAAUUAAUGCCAAUGUGGUUAGAACAUGCAGCAAUUGCUAAUAUUCCUUGCCCUGCCUUGGUUAGAUUGGGGAAGUAUUUUGGUGUAGCAGGCGCAGCAAUAUGUUGGGUGAACAAAUCAUUUUGAGUGGGUAGUGGUUAAAAAAAAGUGCACUUUUGCAAGACAGGCAAAAUAUAACAGCAAUACAAUUGGAGCAAUGGCAAAAAUGGUUAAUGGCUAUAUUUUUACCUACAAGCCAUUAUUAUGCUAUUUAUUCAUUCCAAUGUCAUAUAAUUAUUUAAUUAUAAAUAUUGAUUUAACUACGUCAACGCAGACUUUAAGUUUUAGUCCUAAUUUCAAAGCAAUCAGAAAAACGCUAUAGCCUUGCUUAUCAAGCAAAAUGUUACUGUAUAUUA